Bursaphelenchus xylophilus (pine wood nematode) is the source of this 1754-nucleotide messenger RNA. Lineage: Eukaryota; Metazoa; Nematoda; Chromadorea; Rhabditida; Aphelenchoididae. The record is from the annotation of a GenBank genome assembly.
AUGUUGGCUAUCAUGGAGUUCGAAAAGGAACGGUAAGCAGUUUUUUGGACAACCUUUUUUGAGGGUUGAUUACUGUAGGAUGAUUAACAAAGAAAGCGCUCACUAAAACAUCCAUGAAAUUUGAUACAAUUUUGGAACAAUUUUUUAUGGUGUAUGUAAAAUUCCCGUCUCGAGAUUUGCAGAAAAAACCAAGAUUUUUAGGCCGCAAAUGGCAAAAAUGUGGCUUUUUUCGCUGAUUUUUUCAUAAAAAUUUUUGGACUUGUUUCCAGAGUGAAAUUUUGCCGCAAAAUUUCAAAAUUUUUUGCGAGAAAUCGGCUGAGAUAUCGCCAAAAAGCUUCUUUCUCUCUGCCCACUAUCCGCAUUUUGCGCACUCCCCCCAAAGAUUGUUGUUUUCUUCCGAUCUCCUUGAAAUGCGAAAACCACAACUUUCAGGAAUUCAUAUUCAGCUUAUGCUUGGCUUGUGUACAAAAAAAUAAUCCCUUGCAAAUUGAAGAUAUGUCACCCUUGAAACUUGGUCGAUUUUUUUAUCUUGCAUGUCUUUGCAGCCAAGAAAUUAUGCAAAAUUGGGAGAGUCGACGAAAAAAGUCACUUUCUACUCAUAAAUUCAAAAAAAAAUUUUUGCACAUACGUUGUUUACUCGUGACUUCCUAAAAAUUUCAGUUUACACUUUGCUAGGGCAGCUGAGAAAUGUCAGAAAUUCAAUUAUUGUCCCUAACCGCUCUGCCUAUUUUCGUUAUUUUGCUCAUUUUAUUUUUCGAUCCUUGACCUUUCCGCAAUUUAUACAGCGGUUGCGAUUAUAUUUGCGCAAUUCAAAGUGUUUUCUUCGCUCCUACGUGCCUUCUGCGAAAUUGGUGCACGUCUAAAACAAAUUUACCAGAAAAAACAUAUGUAACCCUUUUUGCGCCCUUCCCGAGAUAGAAACAGUGGCUUCCGGGAAUCUGCACGUUCUCCCAAAAGAAUUUCUAAAUCAAUUUUGAACUUUGACUGGGCAAAGCGAAGCGCGAUGACUGGAAUUUGAGCGGGCGAACAAUGCAACUUUGGGCUUCUUGGAAUCAUAGCAGUCACAAAAUUUUGUUUCAUUUCUUUCCCGGUAUCAGUCUGUCGGGGAAAUAAUGAGCACAAUGUCGCUACGCCGGUCGCGUCACUGAAGGAAAAGCAAUCGGAUUUUGUCGCGAGUCUCUUUUUUUAAAAAGCGGUAAAAAUGCCUUGUUAACUUUGUAGUAACUGUUCAAGCCACUUAUAUACUUCGAAACUUAAUUGGCAGCAUCUAACUGUCAAGUCCAUUGUUUGAAUUCCCUGUUGUAUGCAAAUCUUCGCAUACAACAGUAAAAAAUAUGACAUAAGAUACAACAUAAAACGGCAUGUAACCCAAAUCUUUCAGUCAAAACUGCACCGACUUCGCUGCCUUGGAGGGAAAUGCUGACCCCGAAUGCCCUUGCUACAACUGCCGGAUAGCCAUGGUCUACCUCGCCUUCUUUGUCUCCGUCUUGAUCUUCGCAUUCUUCAGCUAUUUCUGCGUCUUCUGCUCCUGCACGAAUCGAACGGCCAAAUACAAGCGACGGCCGAGGCUGAUUUUCCGCGACGGCGAGCCCAUAAUUUUGAUUGAAAAGGUGUUGCGGACAAGAACGCGGCGGAGAAGUCGAUGGCUUCGGAGGGUCUGCAAGAUCAAGAGGAAUUUGAUGGAACGAUUAAAGAGUGUAGUCCGAGCCGAGAGGAGGAUUGUAGACCGGGAACCGGGGUUCUUGAAAUUCUGA